Vidua chalybeata is the source of this 1350-nucleotide messenger RNA. RefSeq lists its product as uncharacterized. The transcript is spliced from 7 exons. NCBI's taxonomy places the organism in Eukaryota, Metazoa, Chordata, Aves, Passeriformes, Viduidae. The coding region runs from base 438 to 1319 and encodes 293 amino acids. The record is from RefSeq and is a predicted model, not a curated record.
CAGAUGCUGAGGGAUCUGGAGAGACGCCGUGGUGGGUGCAUUUCCCUCAGCCUUCCCCUGGGACUCAGCAGCCGGGGGCUUUCCCUGCACAUCUGGACACGCCGUGCCCGGCACAGAGGGAAGGGAUCCAUGGCAGCCUGGCUGCCCCGCUGCUGCUUUCCUGCCCUGCAGGGCUGUUUCCCAGCCUGGCCUGGCUGCAGCUUCUCCCCAGCCUCUGCAGGAAGGCAUUUGGCAUCAGCUGGCAGGGAGCCCAACCUGCACCAUGGGCCCGAGAUGCCUGCAAUUUCCCGGUCUCCGGGUAGAUCAGGAAUGGCACCUGUUUGUAGAAGGGAGUGGCCUGGCCAAUCCCAAAAGUUUUGAUGAUUUCCUGAACCAUGAGUUUGUCCAGUAUUGCCUCUUGAAGAUGCCAUCUCCCAGAAGGGGAACGGCUCCAUCUAAUGCAGCUGUGCCUCUUCCUGUCUCCAGAGAUGAAGCGAAAGGCUGUGCUGAAGGCAGCAUUUCCUGGAGGAAGCAGUGGCCCAUUGGCAGCCCCUGCUGCAGGAAGUGAGGCGAUGCCAGGCACAGUCACAGGAGAUGAGCAUGCUAGCAAGGCUUCUCCAGCAGCUGGGAUGGAAGAUGGUUUGGAACCCUUGGGAGAUUCUGCAGGUGUGUCUGCAGGGAGGACUUUUCAGGCUCCUUUCCUGGUUGCUGCGCACAAGCCCGGCUCCCAUCGCAGGGGUCCGCCGAGAGGGAGGAACAGAUCUACUAAACACAUGAAGUCCCUGGAGGCAUCGAAACACAUGGACCAGAUGCUGAGUGAUCUGGAGAGACGCCGUGAGAUGGACCAAAGGGCUUUGCUGAAGGCAGCACUUCCUGAAGGAAGCCGUGGCUCCGUGCCAGCCCCCGAUACACAAAGGGAGGAGAUGCCAGACAGUGCCACAGAAGACGUUAUCACUGAAACAGGAAUAUUUGCCCCCGGAUCCAGUGCGCCUCCCAAGAAUUGUCUGCCCCCAGGAUGUGCGCAGGUCCUGCAUGAUAGGCACGGUGGUGACACUGUUCACCGUGCCCCUCGUGCUGAUCGGCUGCUAUCUUGGCAUUCGGAAGCUGUACCAGAGCAGACGUGCUUUUUCCAGUUAUUUGAUAUAGUGAAUGAUGGCUGGACCAUCGAGGAUCUGGUCUCGACGGUGGUAGCUCUAUUCCCCUUCCUCUCUUUUCUCUCUAUUUCCCUUUUCUGUCCCUUCUAUCGCAUUUGCUGUUGGUACCUAAAUAAAGAUGCAUUUGUUGUGAUUCAAGUGAUGGUCCCUUGCCAUUUGCAGUUUUGCACUUUUGGGAUCGGUUAACAAACCAUCACAAACACCCCGCAAGAGUGGA